AUGGCUCUGCGCAUUCCCGCCACCGAGCAAUCCAACUUCGAAACCUUCCGCGACUGCGUGAGCGAGCCCGUGUUGAAAGCGCUGGCGGCACCGAGUGAAAAGGCCAAGCCGAAGGAGAAGAAGAAUAAGAAGAAGAAGAAGAGAAAUGCACAGAAUGGAUUAAGAGACGGGAAGAAUGGAGUGGAGGAGCAAAGUGACAAUGAGGGUAGUCAGGAGCUUGGAGCUGCCGACGACGCAGAGGACUUGGCUGAAUUCAUCCAGUACCUCAGCACCGUCCUCUUCACCAAUCUAGCGCCAGACCUCCGCACCCUCAACGCAACCCACUUCGCAGCGUCCGCCGCGCUGCAAAAACAGUACUCGGCGCCCGUCAGCCCCGCGACGAGCACCGAGCUCGUAAACAGCAUUCCGGCCUCUGUACUCGACAGCCUGGAAGCCUACGGCGUGUUACCGCUAGCCUCGGACGCCGGCGAGCAUGCCAGACUGAUGGUCCCGCUGGUGUCAGCGUACAUAGCCAGCGUGACAGCAGCGCCGGCUCACGGCCGCAGCUCGCGCGCACAGGUAGCAGCGUGUGAGUUGUGUGCGCGCGACUGGGUGCCGCUUACAUAUCACCAUUUGGUUCCGCGGGCGGCGCAUGCGCGGGUGCGGAAGCGCGGGUGGCAUGGCGAGGAGCGGCUGCAGAGCGUGGCGUGGUUGUGUCGUGCGUGUCAUAGUUUUGUGCAUGGGCUGGCGGGGAAUGAGGAGCUGGCGAGGAGGUUUUAUACCGUCGAGUUGAUUCGGGAGGGGGGCACGGAGAGGGAGGCGGAUAAGAGGGAGAGGGUGGAGAGGUGGGUUAGGUGGGUGGGCGGUGUGAGGUGGAAGAGUCGGUGA
Exserohilum turcica Et28A is the source of this 867-nucleotide messenger RNA. RefSeq lists its product as uncharacterized. The record is from RefSeq and is a predicted model, not a curated record. Lineage: Eukaryota; Fungi; Ascomycota; Dothideomycetes; Pleosporales; Pleosporaceae. The coding region runs from base 1 to 867 and encodes 288 amino acids. The transcript has 2 exons.